CACAGCACCUUCCUAUUUGUUGGACUGUGCUAUAUAUCAUUCCUGUAUAGCUGUGCCUUUUGCAUUCCCUGAAUGCUCAGGCAUAAAUCGAACUCACCGUCCGGUCUGCUUCUAUUCCCUUGCCGUUAACAAUGGAACCCUCUACACCCUCGAACCCUCUCUUAUCGUUCUCUACAUUCAUCCACCAGAACUGCCUCCGGAUAGGCGCGGAGCUCGCCACUCGGUUUGGUGAAACAACUCGAGCCCUAGCCUGCAACCUCCAGCGGCGGCCUACUAACAGGCUACUCUGUCCGGCGCCGCUAUUCGCCUCUGUAUCGCAGCCAAAGCACUCUGCAGCUGCAGCCACUUUGAGCUCAGACCACGUGGCUAAAACCCUUGCCGGCACGGCCGUUUACACAGUGAGCAAUUCUAACAAUGAGUUCGUGCUUAUCUCUGAUCCUGAUGGAGCCAAGUCAAUUAGCUUGCUUUGCUUUCGCCAGGAAGACGCCGAAGCCUUUCUCGCUCAGGUUCGGUUGCGGAGAAGAGAAUUGCGAAGUGAGGCCAAGGUUGUGCCUAUUACUCUUGAUCAGGUAUACAUGUUGAAAGUUGAGGGAAUUGCAUUUCGGUUUUUGCCCGAUCCAGUUCAAAUAAAGAACGCAUUAGAGCUGAAAGCUGCUGGCAUCAAGAGCGGUUUUGAUGGAGUUCCUGUUUUCCAGUCAGAACUUCUUGUUGUCAAGAAGAAAAACAAGCGUUAUUGCCCAAUAUAUUUCCAGAAGGAAGAUAUAGAAAAAGAACUGUCAAAGGUUUCAAGGGCACCAAGAGGACUGGGUCUUUCUCAGCAUAUUAUGGUGGGAAGUUUGGAGGACGUUCUGAGAAAAAUGGAGAUGAGUGAGAAGAACUCAGGCUGGGAAGAUCUGAUUUUCAUCCCACCUGGUAAAAGUCACUCUCAACACCUUCAAGAGGUAGUUAAGGUAUGAUGAAUUGCUUGCAUGUGUUACUCCAGCAGACCAUAUGAAAGUAAUCAAAAAGCGGCGAACAUGGUUUAAGCAGGUUGGCCAUCAUAUCUAAGUAUGUGGUCUGGAGUAGCCUUGAGGUAUAAAGAAGAGAUACGAUGUCACUUUGAAAAAGGAAUAAGAAAAUGGACUAACAUUCAAUUCAGUAAAAGAGGUCAGUGUAAACUUAAUUUACUGUCUGUACAGUAUCAAAAUGCUGCUGCUUUGAAAUAUUAUCAAGAGAUUGUCAUGAUUUCAUCACUUAUGGAAUGGCAAUUCUUUCCAAAUGUUUCUUUCACUUCUAUUUGUAUUUUAGAUGACAUGUUUCUAGUUGAAGUUUUGUUGACAUAUCUGUGGAGGCAUAUAAUGCCCUAAAAAAAAGCUAUAUGACGGUGCACAUUUUUCAUGAUUCUCUGGCUUGUCAACCUCGUACCGGCAAUGUUGCUAAAUUGAUAAUUGAUUUGGUGGGUAUCAAGGAGUAACCUUUUCAUGGCAUUAUUGGAAUCACUUUUGACCAUCAUUCUGCUGUAAUCCUUCCAUUGCCAUUAUUAUUGUGGGUUCAGUUAGCUACUGUUGGUAGAGACUGUAAUUUUGAAGACCUCAAUCGCUGCAUCAAACUUAUUAGUAAUUA
Jatropha curcas is the source of this 1602-nucleotide messenger RNA. It is a transcript of the gene TIC22-IV, whose product is annotated as Tic22-like family protein. NCBI's taxonomy places the organism in Eukaryota, Viridiplantae, Streptophyta, Magnoliopsida, Malpighiales, Euphorbiaceae. Gene Ontology annotation, cellular component: chloroplast. The record is from RefSeq and is a predicted model, not a curated record. Gene Ontology annotation, biological process: protein transport.